UCUCUCAAUAUACAAAUAAUUAACUAUGAAGGGUUUUAUUGGGUUUUCUUCUUCGGCCAUCUUCCUCCUUGUUUUACAGGCAGCAAUCUUUGUUUCUUGUUAUGAUCCCAGCCCUCUUCAAGACUUCUGUGUAGCAAUUGAUGAACCCAUGGACUACAAAUCUGCUGUGUUUGUGAAUGGGAAGUUCUGCAAGGACCCAAAGCUUGUGAAAGCUGAAGACUUUGUUUUUCGAGGACUUAACAUUCCUGGAAACACAAUGAACAAACAGGGCUCCAAUGUGACUCUAGUAAAUGUUGACCUACUCCCUGGACUCAACACUCUUGGCAUCUCUUUGGCUCGGCUGGACUAUGCUCCAUAUGGGCUUAACCCACCCCACACCCACCCACGAGGCACUGAAAUUCUCGUUGUCGUCGAAGGCACUCUCCUCGUCGGUUUUGUGACCUCCAACCCCAACAAACUCUUCACCAAAGUGCUUCACAAAGGAGAUGUGUUUGUGUUUCCCAUUGGUCUCAUCCACUUCCAGUUCAAUGUUGGUCAUGGCCCAGCUCUUGCCUUCGCUGGACUCAGCAGCCAAAACCCAGGUGUUAUCACCAUUGCUAAUGCUGUGUUUGGAUCUGAUCCUCCAAUCUCCAUUGAUGUUCUUAUGAAGGCCUUCCAAGUUGACAAGCACGUCAUUGAUGCUCUUCAAAAGCAAUUUAAAGAUUGAGAGGAAGAAGAGUUACAAAUGUAUGUAUCUCUUGGAACGGGUGUAUGUUCUUGAACUUUCA
Molecule: messenger RNA, 767 nt
Organism: Momordica charantia (bitter melon)
Lineage: Eukaryota; Viridiplantae; Streptophyta; Magnoliopsida; Cucurbitales; Cucurbitaceae
Product: germin-like protein subfamily 1 member 13
Molecular function (GO): manganese ion binding
Source: RefSeq, a predicted model, not a curated record